Molecule: messenger RNA, 1238 nt
Organism: Conger conger (European conger)
Lineage: Eukaryota; Metazoa; Chordata; Actinopteri; Anguilliformes; Congridae
Gene: tmem223
Product: transmembrane protein 223
Exons: 2
Coding region: 80-1063 (327 amino acids)
Biological process (GO): nervous system development
Cellular component (GO): mitochondrion
Source: RefSeq, a predicted model, not a curated record
CGCGCCUGUGAAUACCUCGGCUUUGUGGACCUCGAGGCUUUCCGUACGUCGAUAAACAUGGCGCUGCCCUCCUGUGUCAAUGCUAACUAAAGUUUUCCUUCAUUCUAAUGACACAAAGCGAAUACAACACAGGACAGGGAAAAGGGUAGGAAAGACAUACAUAAAAAUAAAAAAAAUGAGCCUUCGUUAUUUGUUAUCUGGUGUCCCUGGGUCCCCUAAUCGUGUAGCCCAGCGGUGCACUUGGUUAAUAUUCAGGACGCAGCGCGCUCCACUGCGGACUCCCGUCAGUACACCUGCGAUGAACAGCGGGAGUGUGACCCAUUAUACGUCCUGGGCACCAAUUUAUCGGCCUAUAUCUUUAAUAUCUUCACUCGGGCGGAACCACCUCUCCGACUGGUUUUGCGUGACGAGAAGACCGUGCAACGCUACGUUGAGUUCCCCAAGUACCCGUCGAAGACAGUUCGGUUUGGCUGCUCUGAGCUCGACUCCGGUCCGUUUCCAUUCGACGUCCUCCGCCGUCGCGAAGGACGUGGUUCUGUUUGAGCACGACCGAACCCGGUUCUUUCGCUUGCUGUCGUUUUUCUGUGUGGGCCAGCUGUUGUUCUGGACUUACCUGGCCCACUUCGCUUUCACCAACCUACGAGACACCCGACGCUCCCCGGCCGGCGAGAGCACAGCGAUUGCAGCGGGGCUGUUUGGCUUAGAGGCGAAUUUAGGUUCCGACACGUGGAGAUAUGGGUUCACCGUUGCUUGUCUGGUUGUAGCAGCAGGGAUUGUGGGAUUCGGAGUUCUCUUCUGUCGCCGGUCCGUCUGCCGGGUGAUCUUGCACAAGGGCGGCAGGAAGGUUACCGUGACGACGCAGUCGCCGCUGGGGCCCGGCCUGGGGCGGAGCCUGACCGUGCCGCUGGCGCAGGUGGCCUGCGUCGCCCACCGGCAGGAGUCCCCCACUUUCAUCCCUCUGCGGGUCAAAGGUCACCGCUUCUACUUCCUGUUGGACAGAGAGGGGACGCUCAACAACCACAAGCUGUUUGAUGUGACCGUGGGGGCGUACAGGCCUUUCUGAGGUGUGUGUGUGUGUGUGUGUGUGUGUGUGUGUGUGUGUGUGUGUGUGUGUGUGUGUGUGUGUGUGUGUGCACGCAACCGUGUGAGUGGAGGGGUAUACAGGUCUGUAUGUGUGUAUGGCAAUAAAACAUGCUUGUCAUUUCUUGAUUUACCGUUUCCUUGCACAGCUAAGUUUC